AUGUACAGAAUUGCUGUACUUGCCCUGGUGGCAUGUGCGGCCGCCGUGGAAGUGCCCGGGCAGUGUCCCCAAGUGAAAACCGUUGAAAACUUCGAUUACGAUGCGUUCAGGACCGGUACCUGGUACGAGCUGGGCAGGACUGAUCACAUCGCGGAGAAAGGCGGACAAUGCAGCUACGCGGAGUACACUCCCUCAGGCGACGGUUUCUAUAUCAAGAGUUACCACGUCGAAGGAGGAGCACUGAGGGAGAUUGAGGGCUACGCCCGCCGCGCCGCCGAGCCCGGCAAGAUGAUCCACUCCCUGCCUUAUGGACCAAAUGGCGAGAUCACCGACAACAUUCUCAACGUGUUGGCCACCGACAACAAGAACUUCGCUCUGCUCUACCACUGCAACUACAACGCCGAGAAGAACUCCCACAGAAAUCUCGUUUGGGUGUUCUCAAGGAAGCAGCAGUUGGAGCCAGCAGAAACCAACGCCAUUGAAGCCGCUUACGAAGCUAAUCCAUUCUUGGACAAAAAUGAUCUGAUCAAAGUGGAAUUCGCACCAGCAUUAUGCGAAAUUACAGCUGAAAGUGUCGAAGUUCCUGGAUCCUGCCCAGACGUUAAAACAGUAAAGAACUUUGACGUGAAGAAGUUCGGCAACGGUAUCUGGUACGAGGUUGCCAGGACCCCCCACAUCGCCGAGCAGAACGGACAAUGCAGCUACGCUGAAUAUCUCCCGUACGAUGAUGGCUUCCAAGUGAAGAACUACCACGUUGAAGAUGGAGAACUGAAACUCAUCGAGGGUUACGCUAAGGGCUCCAAAGGCGGCAAGAUGAUCCACUCGCUGCCUUAUGGACGUAACGGCGCUAUCACUCACAAUGUCCUGAACGUGCUGGCCACCGACAACGACAACUACGCCAUCCUCUACCACUGCAACUACAACCCUGCGAAGAAGUCGCACAGAAAUCUCUUGUGGGUAUUCUCGAGGUCCAAAGACCUCAGUGACGAAGGCGUCAAGGCCGUUGAAGUUGUUUACAAAACUAACAAGUUCCUAAGACAAGAAGAGUUUGUGAAAGUGGACUUCUCCGAAAAGGCUUGCCAGAUUUCAGCUAGCAGCGUAGAAGUACCCGGAUUCUGUCCCGAUGUUAAAGUUGCUGACAACUUCGACAUAAAAUCGUUCGGAAACGGCGUAUGGUACGAGCUCGCCAGGACUCCCCAUUUGGCCGAGAAGGACGGACACUGCAGCUACACCGAGUACACUCCCUCCACCUACGGCUUCGAUAUCAAGAGCUACCACGUGGAGAAGGGAGAACUUAAGGAGAUCGAGGGCUACGCCACCCCUGCUGGACCGAGCAAGAUGUACCACUCUUUGCCUUACGGCCGCAACGGCGAGAUCACGCACAACCUGCUGAACGUGUUGGCCACUGACAACAAGAACUACGCCAUCGUCUACCACUGCAACUACAACCCCGAGAAGAAGUCACACAGAAAUCUCGUCUGGGUGUUCUCAAGGUUAAAAGCACCUAAACCACAAGAGCGUGACGUUAUCGAAGCUGCCUUCAACAACGUAUUCAAAGCCAACUCCUUCCUCAGGCGUGAGGAGAUGAUCACAGUCGAUCUCUCCGACGAGGCUUGCAGGGUCACAGCCAAGAAUGUCAGAGGACAAGGAUUCUGCCCUAAAGUUAAGACUAUUGAAAACUUCGACAUAAAAUCUUUCGGUAACGGAGUAUGGUACGAAGUAGCCAGGACCAAGCACAUUGCUGAGGAAGAUGGACAGUGCAGCUACGCUGAAUACACUCCCAACGGCGAACACUUCGAUGUCAAGAACUACCAUGUUAAGGACGGAGAGUUGAAACUCAUCGAGGGUUACGCAAGGGCAGCCGCUGAGGCCGGCAAAAUGAUCCACUCUCUGCCUUACGGAGAAAAUGGAGAAAUCACUGACAACGUCCUGAAUGUUUUGGCCACUGACAACAAGAACUACGCCGUCCUAUACCACUGCAACUUCAACGCCAAGAACUACUCAUACAGAACUCUCCUCUGGGUAUUCUCAAGGAGCAAGGAACUGACCCCUGAAGCUAACGCCGCUUUGGAAGCCGUGUACAAGGCCAACUCUUUCUUGGAGGCUGACCUGAUCAAGGUUGACUUCUCCAAAAAGGCUUGUCAAAUCUCAGCUGCCAGCGUGGAAGUGCCUGGAUUCUGCCCAUUCGUGAAGACUGAUGAAAACUUCGAUGUCAAAUCGUUCGGCAAAGGUCAAUGGUACGAAGUGAAGAGGACCCCUCACUCCGCCGAGAAGGGUGGUCAAUGCAGUUACACCAAGUACACGCCCGCCGCCGACGGCUUCCGCGUCAACAGUUACCACGUCAACAACGGCGAACUCAAGUUCAUCGAAGGGUACGCCAAGGCUCACUAUGAACCCGGCAAGAUGGUACACUCCCUUCCUUAUGGUGCUAACGACGCUAUCACCCACAACGUGUUGAACGUUCUAGCUACCGACAACGACAACUACGCCAUCCUUUACCACUGCAACUACAACGCUCAAAAGAAGUCUCACAGAAAUCUGGUCUGGGUAUUCUCAAGGAGCCAGGAGCUCAGCGCUGAAGGUAGCGCAGCUGUUGAAGCCGCCUUCAAGUCCAACCCUCACCUGAGGAAGGAAGAAAUGAUCGACGUCGAAUUCGGAGACGCCUGCCAAAUCACUGCCGACAGCGUGGAAGUCCCCGGAGUAUGCCCACACCACGUGGAGACAGUAAAGGACUUUGAUGUCAGCUCGUUCGGCCACGGUGUGUGGUACGAGCUCGCCAGGACUCCCCACAUCGCCGAGAAGGACGGACACUGCAGCUACGCCAAAUACACCCCCGGGGCCAACGGCUUCCACGUCGCCAACUACCACGUAGAGAACGGUGAACUGAAGCUCAUCGAAGGCUACGCCAAGGCCGCCCAUGAACCCGGCAAGAUGAUCCACUCUCUGCCAUAUGGAGCCCAUGGCCAUAUCACAAACAACGUCCUGAACGUGUUGGCCACAAACAACAAGAACUACGCCGUCCUAUACCACUGCAACUACAACGCACAGAAGAACUCCCACAGAAAUCUCGUAUGGGUAUUCUCAAGGAGCAAGGAAAUGAGCGAGGAAGUCAAGUCCGCUGUUGACUCUGUCUUCGAUUCCAACAAAUACUUGAGGAGGGAGGAGCUGAUCAAGGUUGAUUUAUCUGAGCAAGCCUGCCGCAUUGACGCUUCCAGCGUGAUGAACUCUGGAUUCUGCCCACACGUGAAGACCGCUGAAAACUUUGACAUUGAGAAGUUCAACAACGGUGUAUGGUAUGAGCUGGCAAGAACCCCCCACAUCGCGGAGAAGGGAGGCCAAUGCAGCUACGCUCAAUACACACCCUCAGGAAACGGCUUCAUCGUGAAGAACUACCACAUCGAAGACGGAGAGCUCAAGAAGAUCGAAGGUUUCGCCAGAGCCGCGUCUGAAGCCGGCAAAAUGAUCCACUCCCUUGGUUAUGGAGAAAAAGGUGCCAUCACCGACAACGUUCUGAACGUGCUGGCUACUGACAACGACAACUACGCUAUCCUCUACCACUGCAACUUCAACGCCCAGAAGAAGUCACACAGAAAUCUCGUCUGGGUAUUCUCACGAUCAAAGGAACUGAGUGCUGAAGGCAAGGCUGCCCUCGACGCGGUCUUCAAAGCCAACCCAUUCCUGAGGAGAGAAGAAAUGAUUAACGUUGACUUCUCCGAGAAGGCUUGCCAAAUUAAACUGCCUGGCCGUUGCGUACAAGUGAAAACCGCAGAGAACUUCGACUUUAAAAAGUUCGGCAACGGUGUGUGGUACGAGAUGAUGCGCACCCCCCACAUCGCGGAGGAGGGCGGCAAGUGCAGCUUCACCAGCUACGCUCCCUCCGGCAACGGCUUCGACGUCCGCAGCUACCACGUCAACGCCGGCCAGCUCAAGGCCAUCCAAGGCCAUGCGACUCCCGCGCCAGGACAGGGCCAGAUGAUCCACUCCCUGCCUUAUGGAGAAAACGGAGCUAUCACUGACAACGUGUUGAACGUGCUGGCCACUGACAACGACAACUACGCCAUCCUCUACCACUGCAACUACGACAAACACUCCGGCUCACACAGAAAUCUCUUCUGGGUAUUCUCAAGAAAGGCUGAACUGAGCUCGGACACCAAGUCCGCCGUCAAGAAGGUUCUGAAGGAGUACCCUCAGAUCGCCAACGAGGCUCUGAUCAGCGUGGAGUUCUCGAAAGAGGCUUGCGAAUACGAAGCUGCCAGUAUUGAAAUCCCCGGUUCAUGCCCAGAGGUCACCACUGCCAGCAACUUCGACUUCAAAUCGUUCGGUAACGGCGUUUGGUACGAAGUCCUCAAAUACAAGAACGCAGCUGAGAAGGACGGCAAGUGUGGGUACGCGAAGUACACGCCCUCGGGUGAGGGCUUCAUCGUCGACAACUACCACACCAACAACGGAGUUCUGAAGAAGAUCUCCGGCAGCGCGCGACCGGCUGGCCCCGGCAAGAUGAUCCACAGUCUGCCUUAUGGACCAAAUGGGGCCAUCACUGAGAACGUUUUGAACGUUCUAGCAACAGACAACAACAGCUACGCGGUGCUCUACCACUGCAACUUCAACGCUGAGAAGAACUCCCACAGAAAUUUCGCGUGGGUAUUCUCAAGGUCCAAGGACGUGAAGCCAGAGGCCAAGAGCGCCAUCCUGGCCUCCAUCAAGGCCAACCCCUUCAUCAACCAAGACCAUCUCACAGAGAACGACUUCUCUAAGGAGGCGUGUGCGGCGGCUUAAUUAUAUUUAUUUAAAUACUAAUAAUAGACAAAACAAGAAACAGUUCACCAAUAAAACCAAUUUGAGUAUGUCCCCUGGCA
Messenger RNA from Aricia agestis (brown argus), 4856 nucleotides. RefSeq lists its product as uncharacterized. Lineage: Eukaryota; Metazoa; Arthropoda; Insecta; Lepidoptera; Lycaenidae. Gene Ontology annotation, molecular function: pigment binding. Bases 1 to 4776 code for a protein of 1591 amino acids. The transcript is spliced from 36 exons. The record is from RefSeq and is a predicted model, not a curated record.